GCGUUUCUUUGGUUGCAUUUAUUUGCUGUUAUUUGUCUGUUUGUUUCACAGCAGCUGAUGUUUUUUGCACAGCUGCAGAGGAAGCUGACUCCUCGGCACUAGGACCCGUCAGACUAGUUAUCCGGUAAUCCUCCGGCGCUAGGACCGCUCGGACCACGGGCUCGUCUCUUUGUCUCCACCAGCCAGAGCCGCCGCCUCCUCCUCCUCCUCCUCCUCCUCCUCUCGGUCCUCCCUGUAGUCUCAUUCCGUGUCUCUCUCCAUCAGCAGCGGUCUGGAUGCUUGCAGGGACAGAAACAUGGCUGUGAAUCUCGGCAAGAACAGACUGGCCCUGCUGACCUCCUACCAGGACGUCAUUGACGAGACCUCGGACACCGACUGGGCCUUGUACACAUAUGAGGAUGACAGCAACGAUUUGACACUCGCAUCCUCAGGAGGAGGCGGUCUGGCAGAGAUCACGCUGACCUUUGACAUCGGCAGGGUGAUGUACGGCUUCUGCAGCCUGAAGGAGCCCACCUCCGCUCUGCCACGAUACAUCCUCAUCAACUGGGUCGGGGAAGACGUGCCUGAUGCCAGGAAGUGUGCCUGUGCUAGCCACGUCGCCACCAUCGCAGACUUCUUCCAGGUCAGACCCACCACGGGGGUGGAGGUCAUCAUCAACGCCAGCAGUCUGGACGACAUCGACCCAUCAGCCAUCGGGCAGCGACUGACCAAUGGUACGGCAGCAGUGGUGGCGAGUCCGGUCCUGAGCCGCCUGAGAACCCGAGACGAAGAGCACGGAGACGUGGGCACAGUGUACGAGAAGACCAAUGCAGAGGUGGAGAUGAAGAAAAUCAAUAGAGAGGAGUUUUGGGAGAAGGCCAAGCGCGAGGAGGAGAUCAGGAAGGAGGAGGAGAAGAAGAAGGCAGCAGAGGAGCGGCAGCGCUACGAGGAGGAGCGAAUGGAGCUGGAGAGGAAAGAGCAGGAGAACCGAGAGAAGAGGUACCGCGAGAGGGAGAUGCAGAUUGAGGAGCACAGGAAGAAGCUGCAGGAGGAGGAAGAGGCCAGAGAGAGGUUGCGGGACCAGACCUCCAUAGCAGCAGAGCCGAGCCUCGAGGACCUCAACCUGGACAAGAAGGAGUCCGAGGUGGAGGAGGCGAAGGCCAUCAUCGCUCAGCGGUCAGGAAACCCUCGAGAGUUUUUCAAGCAGAAGGAGAGAGCCAUGACCAUCAGUGUCGACACCUCGCCCGUGUCCGUCCACAGGACCGGCCGUUUGGACAGCCCGUUCUUGAGGCAGCAGCACAGUCCCAGCAGCCCCAGUCCGACUCCCCCACCUCGGGGCGCGUCGCCCCUCCGCACCCCGCCACACGCACGGACGCAGCCCGCCGCUGCAGCCGGGGACAAUGACGACGAAGUGAUCACAGAGCGCAACAUGGCCGCCGUGUCGCCCAUUCCUAAAAUAGUCACCACGCCCAUCAAAGAGGACUUCAGCAAGGAGGAGGAGGACUGCAGAGACGAGUGGGAUUCGGUGCCAAUGCAGGAGCAGAAACCGCCGGUCCAGGAGUCGACACCCACCAAGCCCGUGCAGAGCGUUGCCCCGCAGGCCCGCGACUCCUCCGCCUUCUCUGCGUGGGAGUCCGACACAGACAGCCUGGUCAACCUGUGCGACAGCAACUCCGACCCUCCCGCCAACCCCUCCCAGACCUCCCAGUCCUCCAAUCUGGUGGACCUGAUGGGUGACGCUGAUGUCUGUCAUGAUGACGUCCCGCCCAGCACCGCCACCGCCAGCGGCAAGCCUCAGCCCCUCCUCAGCUUCGAUGAGAUAAUGGACGGGACCUUCUGCUCGGCCACCGGCGCCGAGGACGACCCCUCCAGUCUGGUGGACGUGACAGUUUCUGACCAGAUGACCCUCAGCUACCAGCAUGCACUGCAGCAUGCAUCCGGGGAGAGGCAGGAGCUGGUUGAUGGACAGCUGCUGAUGACCAAUGGGGAGACGCUGCUGAAAGAAGGGACUCAGGCGAGUGAGGGCUAUUUCAGCCAAUCACAGGAGGAAGAAUUUGGCCAAUCAGAGGAGUCCUCAGCUAAACCUGCACCGGUCUUUUAUAACAAGCCACCAGAGAUUGACAUCACGUGCUGGGACACGGACCCCGUGGUCGACGAUGACGAUGACUAACUGGCCAAUCAGACACCACCACCGGACCAAGAGGAAGUAGGAAGUGCGCUUCAUGAAGAAACAGAUUUUUUUUCUAAAAAAAACAAAACACAAACGAACAAAAAAAAAAAGUAAUAAUAAUAACAAAUCUUGCAUCAAAACUACUUCUGUAUUAUCUUUUAGAGGAAAAGAAAACAGUAGCCACCGGGAGAAAAAGACGGGGUUUGAGUUAUUGUUAAAGAUGCGGUUUGAAGGCUCAGUUAUGGGUUUUUUCUGUGUUUGUUAUUUUAUUUAUUUGUUUUCUUCUUUUUUUUUUUGCUAUGCAGAUGUAAUAGCUAGGAGCGGGGGACUUUUGUUUGUGUAAAUGAUUUAUUACACGUUAACGUAGCGCACUGCUGCAUAUUAGAGACAAUGAAGCUCAGUGUGUGGCUGGCAGCCGACGCACCUAGUCUGUAGUGCUUUAAUAACACCCUAUAAACUAAUACAGUGGAUCAUUACAGCUGCCAUGUAUAUCUUCACUCUGUUACUUUUCUUACCUCUUUUUCACCUCCCUCCUUCCUUCUGCCUUCCUCUCACAAUAUUCACCUCUGCAAGUCAGUUAAUCUUGUAUUUAGCCCUCACUUUACUGGAAAAAGGUGAAAUAUUCUAUUCUGGUGUAUCUGAACUGCUUUCACUAACAGCUGACGGGAUCCUAAAGAAAUCAAAUCUAUUCUCAAGAUGAAACUCCUGAAACAAGUCACAUUGUGGCUCCUUUCACCUUUUUCACUCCUUUCGUAUGAUUUUAAGACUGAAUAUAACAUUAAAUGGCUUGUAAAUCUGGUUGUUUCUUUCUUCUUCUGCCUCCUUGUGGAUGAGCUGCAGCUUCUCAAUCAGCCCUCCCCUCUGGUUCCAUAAGGUUCAUCAUUUUUACCCCACUUAUAUAUUUACACAAGCAAAUAAAAGCAUUUUUUGCAUCUAGUCUAGAUGAAUAUACUGUAGAUAUUUUUCCAAGUGUUAACAGUUUUUUAGGAGAGUUUGGCUUUAUGGUAAUGAACAUGAAGCCACCUUCAGCCUGUGCACAGUAGAAAAAAAACAAAAAACAAUGAAUCCUUUGUAUGAUUUCUAAUUCUUCUGAAAUGUCUCCAAAGGCUAAAAAUGAGAAGUUUUCACCGGGCCCCUCGUUUUUGGACAGCAGUUGGCACAGUUCCUGUUCAGAGCCGGGGAGGUUUGGGACGCAGGAUGCCUUUCCUUUUGUAAUUUAAAAAAAAAGAUAAUCAUUUUAACGUUAAUUUCUGGCAGUUACUGUGCCACUCAGACAGAGGCUGCACAGAGAUAGAUGUUGGAUCCAGGGAAGGUGGGAUGAAACCGCUGGAAUCACUUGGGCCACAUUGAAGCUCGCAAAUAUAAAUUCUUGUUUCGUAUUGGUCUUAAUCUGCAUGGAGAACCGGAUGUGCUCGAUUUAUCACAUCGCUACCGAUACGAUCGUGUCAAGUAAGCUGUCAGUCAAGUACAUUUUAUUUUUAAAGCCCAAAAUGCAGAGUUUGUCUAAGAGGGCUUUACACAGUCUGCACAACAGGAAACUGUAAACCUGUGGGGAAGGAAAGAGAUUCAAACCCCAUAACAUACACAGUUACUGGAAACAGAAUUUUUGAGGAUAUAAGCAACGUAGUGCCUUUAUGUUCACUGUUUAAAAAAUUAUAGCAAAAGGUUUUGUUUACCAGGUAAGAAGGGUCUAACAAAAGAUGCUAUUGAGUUGCAUUAUGGGAAGUGUAGGAUCCAGUGUACCCAAACUAGGGACCAGUAGUGGAAUAUACUAAUAUAAGUACACUGACUCAAGCACUGUACCUAAGUAGAAAUUUGAGGUACAAUUUUUACUUAUUAAAGUAACAUUUUCAAUUCUUGACUUUUGAAUUUUUAAGUGUGGUAUUACUGUUUUUUCUUAACGGAUAGGUUCACAUUUUUCAAGUCUGUCUUAAAACUGUAAUAUGAGCUUCAGCAAAUAAAUGAAGUGGUUAUCUUCCAGAGUCUUUAGUACAAACUUUCCUCUUGAACAGCUGUUGUUGAAGACUGUAAGUUGAAGCACAAAGAGGGAACUUUGUACUUAACAUACCUGCGUGUUUUAACUCUUUCUAUCUGCUGAAGCGUCGUAUUAGUUUCAGCCAAACUCUGCAGAUUAGGCGCGUUAGGGAUCUCUUCACAGCCAACAAUUACAGCAAUCAAUAACCCUUUAAAUCAACAUAUGGGCAUGUGAGUAUUGUAUCACGAUAGACUUGAAAAAAUGUGAAGUGUCUGAAUCAUUCAUCCGCUACGGCUAAGAGACUGAAAGUUAGCAUAGCUCAGCCUCUUCUGCUCUGACUUUCUGACUCGAUUUUAAUGUGUCUCUUGUAAAUUCCCCAUUUUAUAGACGUGCGAUACAGAAUGGCUAGAACAGCCCUUUAAGGCUUCUGUAAGAUUUCAGUCACUGUAGGUAGGAACGCCACCAUCACAGGGUGACUUGUGAUCUUUCCUGGCACUGAUUCUGUCUCCUGAGGGAACCGGACCUAUAUAGCACCUACACAGGCUUACGUUAACUGUGACAGUGACAGUGUGAGUGUAGGUCUGUCAGGAAGAGGUGCAGAGAUCCAGAGGGCACCGAGCUGAUGAGCAGAAACGGAAGUCUAAGUUGAUAAAGUUGGAAAAUUUAAAAAUACACUUUUGUCGAUUUUAGCCAAGGUCUGUGCAGGUGGGAGCGACUCGCCACACUGGACAAGACAACAAAUGCCAGACAUUUUCCAGCAAUAGUGGGAAAAUAUGUAAAAGAAUUAUCUUUGACAGCUUUCCUGACAUCUGGUUCUCGAAGCAGCUUAAAACCCUAAAACUGAUUCUUAAAUACUCUCUGACUCACGUCUGCUGCCCGACUGCUUUUGUUCUGUGCCAAUGCAAAAAGUACCGUAUGUAUUUUAUUUUCAUUUUUUAUUGACGUGAUGUUUAGUUGCCCUGGAAACUGGAGUGAGAGGUGGAGCGGGCUGAGACGGGAGGUGUGUGUGUUUUUAAUACCUGUCGAAAAGUGUGCUAGAAUUGAUUUUCAGGACCUUUUUGAAUAUUAGCAACAACAGUGUUAGUCUUUUUUUGCUGUAAAUUCCUGUAGAAAAUAAAAACUCCUAGGCAAUAAUAA
This is a messenger RNA of Siniperca chuatsi (mandarin fish), 5261 nucleotides long. It is a transcript of the gene dbn1, whose product is annotated as drebrin 1. Gene Ontology annotation, molecular function: actin filament binding. Gene Ontology annotation, cellular component: postsynaptic membrane; dendrite; cortical actin cytoskeleton. Gene Ontology annotation, biological process: postsynaptic actin cytoskeleton organization; positive regulation of axon extension; neuron projection morphogenesis. The transcript has 15 exons. Bases 296 to 2149 code for a protein of 617 amino acids. The record is from RefSeq and is a predicted model, not a curated record. Lineage: Eukaryota; Metazoa; Chordata; Actinopteri; Centrarchiformes; Sinipercidae.